AUGUGGAAACUGCCCGAAAAGGACAUGACUUUAUCUACUGAAGUGCAGUUGAUAGAACAGGAGCCCAACGUAAAUGGCUCAUGUGCACGUCCCGCCGUUCUAGCAUGUUUCCCCUUGCUGCACGUGUCUGUUCGUCGCAGGAAAAACAACUGCGCGGUGCCGUAUCAGACCAACGACAACAAAAAAGCAGAAGUCGAUUUUUGUACGACGAAAGGCAGCGAGACUGCGGCCUACGUAGCCCGCACCUUGAUGGCAAUCAACUGUUGUCGUGCUUCACCGAGCUCGCUGCAGAAAUCCGUGCGUGAGCGCGCGUGGCUGUGUGACGACGCUUAG
This is a messenger RNA of Phytophthora nicotianae INRA-310, 333 nucleotides long. RefSeq lists its product as hypothetical. Bases 1 to 333 code for a protein of 110 amino acids. The transcript has 5 exons. NCBI's taxonomy places the organism in Eukaryota, Oomycota, Peronosporomycetes, Peronosporales, Peronosporaceae. The record is from RefSeq and is a predicted model, not a curated record.